Molecule: messenger RNA, 2566 nt
Organism: Coregonus clupeaformis (lake whitefish)
Lineage: Eukaryota; Metazoa; Chordata; Actinopteri; Salmoniformes; Salmonidae
Product: cell cycle control protein 50A-like
Exons: 7
Coding region: 219-1337 (372 amino acids)
Biological process (GO): phospholipid translocation
Cellular component (GO): endoplasmic reticulum; plasma membrane; Golgi apparatus
Source: RefSeq, a predicted model, not a curated record
UCCUGAUUCGUUUUAUAGCUGUCUACUUUCGCUCACACUGUAGCUCGAAAUUCCCUCCAAAGUAAAUACACAAUGUUUGUAUUUUUGAAAUGAUUACAUUUAACAUUAACGAGAAGAUAACGUGUUGAUUCACUUAGACACUAAAGUUCUCACGACAUAGCCAGCUGUCACUGUGUUGUUGACAGUGAGGAUUAUUUUGCUCGACGAGAACUGCAGCCAUGAUGGCGUCUAACUACAACGCUAAGGAAGAGUACGGACACCAGCCUGGUGCUACGGGCCAUGGAGGCGCAGGAACUAUGACAAAUAAAAAGCCGGACAACACUGCGUUCAAACAGCAAAGACUGCCCGCGUGGCAACCUAUUUUGACAGCAGGCGCUGUUCUUCCUGCUUUCUUUGUCAUUGGUCUCAUCUUCAUCCCCAUCGGCGUUGGGCUUUUCGUGACAUCAAACAACAUCAAAGAGUUCGCGAUCGAUUACACUGGUGUUGACAUGUCAAGUCCGUGCUACAACUGUUCUCAAAGCUACAGCUGGAACAGCACAAAGUCAUGUACCUGCUCUGUACCCUUCGCUCUGGAUCAACCAUUUGAGAGCAACGUUUUCAUGUACUACGGAUUGUCAAACUUUUAUCAGAAUCACAGACGCUAUGUGAAGUCAAGAGAUGACAGCCAGUUAAACGGAGAUAAGACUUCUCUACAGAGCCCCAGCAAGGAAUGUGAGCCGUACCGCAGCAGUGACAACAAGCCAAUCGCUCCAUGUGGUGCUAUCGCCAAUAGCCUCUUCAAUGACACUCUGGAGCUGUAUUACAUUGACCCCAAUGGCUCCAGAACGGCGAUUCCUCUGGUGAAGAAGGGUAUUGCAUGGUGGACGGACAAGCAUGUCAAAUUCAGGAACCCCAGUGGAAACAACAACAACCUCACUGUAGUUUUCCAAGGCACAAGCAAACCUGUGAACUGGAGAAAAGCUGUCUAUGAGCUGGACCCAUCGGACUCUGACAACAAUGGCUUCAUCAAUGAGGAUUUCAUUGUGUGGAUGAGGACAGCUGCCCUGCCCACCUUCCGCAAGCUGUACCGCAUCAUCCAGAAGAAGGCCAACAACUUGACCCCCACUCUUCCCCGAGGGGAAUACAUCCUGGAGGUCACCUACAAUUACCCCGUGCGGAGCUUCAAUGGGAGGAAGCGCAUGAUCCUGAGCACCAUCUCCUGGAUGGGCGGCAAGAACCCCUUCCUGGGCAUCGCUUACAUCACAGUGGGCUCCGUCUGCUUCUGCCUGGGCUUAGUCCUCCUCAGCAUCCACUACAGAUAUGGGAAACGUAACAACAGUGCAGAGAUUUCCAGCUGAAGGGCUUCCUCAUAAGGAGACCUACUUCUUCCUCCCUCUGCAUGCCUGGGUCUAGCCACCACUAGUCUGGCCCUGCUCUGGACUGCUUGCUGAUUUAGCCUGGAUGCACUGCUCUUUGUUUGUUAAAAUGGUUGUGUUUUGGGUUGUAAUGUUAGCUCACUCAUCCCCACCUCCAGGGGAAGGCUGCAGUCAGGUGUUUUUCAGAAGGGUAUGAUAUAUAUUUCAGCAUGUUCCAGAUAUCUAUUGUGUAGAACUUACACCAUUGCGUAUUCUCGGUGACAAAGAAGAAUGUCUGUUCUACACAAUAUAUAUCUGAAUUGUCUGUAACAUUGUGCCCUCCUGAAUAAGGCCCGUGUGUGUUACACCCUGUAAACUAAUGGGAUGAGACACAAGAAGGCUUAGGAUACUGUCUUUGUACGAGAUGACUGCUGAAAACGUUCUCUGUGGUCCUGAAGUACAUACUGUGUUUGUAUUUUCUAUUUAUCCAUAUCUUAUCUCAAAGGACAACAUGUAUAUUAUUUGAGCAAUGUUUGUUGUGUAUGGCUUGAUGGCUAUAUUUUAAUGUAAGUUCCACAUGCAUAUUAUUCUGAAAUAUUUCCUGUUUGUGAAUGUACUAAAUGUAUUUAAUUUACAUACCUCUGAGGCUAUUUCAAACAGUUUUGAAUUGGGAACAAAAGUUCAUCGACAUGUUGCUUCUGCUUUAUUCAUAAUGACUGCAAGCAUUGAUUAUUGCAGGGUAAAAGAGCAGUCAUCGAUUUUUACCAAAUAAAUGUUCACAUGUUGAUUGUAUUGCCACUCAACAAAAAAGAUCUUAUUCAGAUUGGUUUGUCAAUGUUUAAUCACAUUUUUAUUUUUAUUAAUUACUGUAUUUAUUGGUCAAAAUGUGCGUUUCUCUAAUAUGGUAUGUGUGAAAUCCUAUUUUGUACUCUGAGGCUACAUCUAUAGCCAACUUGAUCUGAAGUUUUUAUGGACCAAUGCUAUUGACGUUGUCUCUACAAUGAAACCUGUUGACUUGACUAUCAAAAUACAUUUUUAAACAAAUUUAACAAGCAUCAUUUCAAUGUUGACAAUGCUAUGCACUUUAAAAGUGAUACAUUUGUUAUGCAGUACUUGAAUUUUCCUUUGGUUGUUAUCUUUGUUUUUAAAGCUAAUUCCGCCCUUCUUUAAUAUGAUAUUGCAUUGGAUAAUGUACUGAUAUUUCAAAAGUUAAUAAAAUUCAAAAAACUGUA